Messenger RNA from Striga hermonthica, 1263 nucleotides. NCBI's taxonomy places the organism in Eukaryota, Viridiplantae, Streptophyta, Magnoliopsida, Lamiales, Orobanchaceae. The record is from the annotation of a GenBank genome assembly.
AUGCCCCUUUUUGACUGCCCAUCCGACCAGUGUGAACUGAAUCAUGCCAAAGGGAACCUUAAUCCCCAACUGAGAGCAUCUAAAUUUUUGAAGUUUCAGGAGGCUAAAAUUCAAGAACUAGUUGUACAUGUUCCUAAAGGUCACAUUCCUCGAACGAUGACUGUCCAGAGCAGGAUGCCUGGUUCAAGUCCAGGAGUACAUAUGCUAGAUAAGACUUGUUAUAUGCUGCCUGGACUCAGCUCAAUUAUUGGAAGUGAUAUAUACAACAAAUUGGCGCGGUCCUCGGCCCCAGAAAUUUACGGUCAUGAAGAUGUAAAAAAGGCUCUUCUUCUUCUCCUAGUUGGUGCUCCUCAUCGGAAGUUAAAGGACGGGAUGAAGAUUAGAGGAGACCUACACAUAUGUUUAAUGGGUGAUCCAGGAAGCAGUGGAGUUGGUCUGACCGCAGCUGUUCAGAAAGAUCCAGUGACGAAUGAAUUUGUUCUAGAAGGAGGAGCCCUGGUACUCGCGGAUAUGGGCAUUUGCGCCAUUGAUGAGACUGCUGUUCUUGCUGCUGCUAAUCCUGCUUGGGGGAGAUAUGAUCUGAGGAGAACACCAGCCGAGAAUAUUCAUCUUCCUCCUGCUCUGCUGUCAAGGUUUGACCUCUUGUGGUUGAUCCUAGAUAGAGCAGAUAUGGACACUGAUCUUGAGAUGGCAAGGCAUGUUCUGCAUGUCCACCAGGCGAAGGAAUCACCGGACCUGGGUUUUACUCCACUCGAACCUUCUGUUCUGAGGGCAUACAUUUCUGCUGCAAGAAAGUUGUCUCCAGCUGUACCACAAGACUUGGAGGAAUAUAUAGCGAGUGCUUAUUCCAGUAUCAGGCAAGAAGAAGCGAAAUCGAAUACCCCCCACUCCUACACAACUGUCAGAACUUUACUCAGUAUUCUCAGGAUAUCAGUAGCUUUGGCUAGACUCAGAUUCUCUGAGUUUGUGGCUCAGAGUGAUGUCGACGGGGCACUUAGGUUGAUGCAAAUGUCAAAAUUCUCUUUAUAUUCGGAUGAUCGUCAAAGAUCGGGCCUGGAUGCAAUUUCCGACAUUUACUCAAUAUUGCGAGAUGAGGCUGCCAGAACCAACAAGGUGGAUGUGACAUAUGCCCACGCUCUCAACUGGAUUUCAAGAAAGGGAUACAGCGAAGCCCAGUUGAAAGAAUGCUUAGAGGAAUAUGCAGCCUUGAAUGUGUGGCAGAUUCAUCCAAAUACGUUCGACAUCCGUUUUAUUGAUGCUUAA